Messenger RNA from Cheilinus undulatus (humphead wrasse), 1942 nucleotides. It is a transcript of the gene cstf1, whose product is annotated as cleavage stimulation factor, 3' pre-RNA, subunit 1. The record is from RefSeq and is a predicted model, not a curated record. Gene Ontology annotation, molecular function: protein binding; RNA binding. Gene Ontology annotation, cellular component: mRNA cleavage stimulating factor complex. Lineage: Eukaryota; Metazoa; Chordata; Actinopteri; Labriformes; Labridae. The transcript has 6 exons. Gene Ontology annotation, biological process: mRNA 3'-end processing. The coding region runs from base 167 to 1462 and encodes 431 amino acids.
CGCAUUUACGUGCAACGUAACUCACGUUAGGUCUGGAAGCGCCAUUGAAAGUUUGCAGUGGAUCUGUAUAAUUUUUUAACUGUUUUGCGCGCAAUAAAUACAACAGAAUCAAUCUGUCUUGUUCUGCAUUGUUGAACGCUUAGGUGUCUGGUUAAACUGAUCCGUCAUGUAUCGCCCCAAACCUACACUGAAAGACCGUCAGCACCUGUACAAGUUGAUCAUCAGCCAGCUGCUCUAUGAUGGAUACACAAACAUCGCCAAUAGUCUAAUCAAUGAGGUCAAACCACAAAGUGUAGUGUCGCCUUCAGAGCAGCUGAUGCAGCUGGCAAAGAUAGGGAUGGAGAAUGAUGACAGUGCAGUUCAGUAUGCAAUUGGACGCUCAGAUACUGUAGCCCCUGGUGUGGGUAUCGAUCUGGAAUUUGAUGCAGAUGUCCAGACCAUGUCUCCAGAGGCAUCAGAGUAUGAAACCUGCUAUGUAACAUCUCACAAGGGUCCGUGCCGUGUUGCUUCAUACAGCCGUGAUGGCCAACUGAUUGCUACUGGUUCUGCUGAUGCUUCUAUCAAGAUCCUGGAUACUGAACGCAUGCUGGCCAAGAGUGCCAUGCCUAUUGAGGUGAUGAUGAAUGAGACAGCACAGCAAAACAUGGAGAACCACCCUGUGAUUCGAACACUGUAUGACCAUGUAGAUGAAGUCACCUGCCUCGCCUUCCAUCCAACGGAACAAAUUCUAGCCUCUGGCUCCAGAGAUUACACGCUCAAACUAUUCGACUACUCAAAGCCCUCCGCAAAAAGAGCAUUCAAAUAUAUACAGGAAGCAGAAAUGCUGCGUUCCAUCUCCUUUCACCCAUCGGGAGACUUCUUGCUGGUAGGAACGCAGCACCCCACCCUCCGCCUCUACGAUGUCAACACCUUCCAGUGCUUUGUGUCCUGCAACCCUCUCGACCAGCACACAGACACCAUCAGUGGUGUUAGCUACAACCCCUCUGCCAACAGCUAUGUCACCUGCAGCAAGGAUGGCAGCAUCAAGCUGUGGGACGGUGUCUCCAACCGCUGCGUUACCACCUUCGAGAAGGCCCACGAUGGGGCUGAGGUCUGCUCAGCCAUCUUCUCCAAGAACUCAAAAUACAUCCUGUCCAGCGGCAAAGAUUCUGUGGUUAAACUUUGGGAGAUCUCUACAGGCAGGACACUGGUCAAGUACACAGGUGCAGGACUGAGUGGCCGGCAGAUGCAUCGUACACAAGGUGUGUUUAACCACACAGAGGACUACGUCCUGCUGCCAGAUGAGCGCACCAUCAGCCUGUGUUGCUGGGACUCACGCACAGCAGAGAGGAAAAACCUGCUUUCUUUGGGACACAACAACAUCGUCCGCUGCAUCGUCCACUCCCCCACCAAUCCCGGCUUCAUGACCUGCAGCGACGACUUUAGGGCUCGCUUCUGGUACCGCCGCACCACCACAGACUGAGACACAUCCGACUGUCAUGUUUCUUUGAUUCUUCAACAUUUCCCCCUCAGCUCUUCUUCUUGAGAACCAAACAGGAUACCAGACAAGUCCCCGUGACAUCAGUGAACAUGCAAUUUUCUCCAAAAUGUUCCAUUGUCAUUCAUUGAAUUUUUGAUUAACUUCUAUUCUGUGAAAUAUGUUGGGCAGUACCUCUGUUAGCCACUACUUCAUCUGACGAAAUUUGUAUUUCUGAAUCUCUUCUCUUCCUCUUUUGUUAACCAAUCUGUGAGACAUUGUGAGACUCUGAACUUCUAUCCGGUUCAUGAAUGUCUGACCUUUAAAACUUCUUCCACUGAUUUGACACUUCACUUCUUCACAAUUCUCAGUAGGAAGCUGUUAGUGACAGCAGAGUUGGUUUGUUGCCUUUUUCACUUUUAUAUUUUGUCUUUGUCCUUCGUUGUAACUCAGAUUUUUAUUAAACAAUUAAUAAGAAGAAGAAGC